Messenger RNA from Beta vulgaris subsp. vulgaris (sugar beet), 1444 nucleotides. RefSeq lists its product as hypothetical. The transcript is spliced from 5 exons. Lineage: Eukaryota; Viridiplantae; Streptophyta; Magnoliopsida; Caryophyllales; Amaranthaceae. The record is from RefSeq and is a predicted model, not a curated record. Bases 320 to 1060 code for a protein of 246 amino acids.
GUCUGUCCUUAGUCCUUACUACUAAUCCUCUGCUACACUCACAGUGUACUCACUCUACUAGUGAGUACUGAGUACUGAGUACUGAGUACUGAGUAGUGACAGUGUAGUAGUGUUUUCCAGUAUUUUUAUUUUCUCUACCCAAACAAGCCAUACAAAAUCUCCAUAAUACGACAACUUCUUUUCGUACUACCCGCUCUUACUCACUCACACUCACUCACUCACUUCACUCACUCAUUUUCCUCUUUAAUUACACCCAAUUAAUCACACUUUUUAUUUCUCUCUCAUUUACAAUACUCUACAAAAAAAAAUUGAGAAAAAAAUGGUGGGUUUUUGUUCAAUUACUCCAUGGUUAGAAGCUUUGUUAAAUGAGAAAUUCUUUGAGCCUUGUUUGGUUCAUACUGAUUCUUGUGAUAAAAAAACAGAGAAAAAUCUUUUCUGCUUUAACUGUUGUACUAGUGUUUGUCCUAAAUGUCUUUUUCGCCACCGCAAACACGUCCUUCUUCAGGUGAGAAGAUAUGUGUAUAACGAUGUUCUCAAAUUGGCUGAUGCUGAAAAGUUGAUCGAUUGUUCUGGUGUUCAAGCAUACAUCACAAAUAAUGCAAAAGUUGUGUUCUUAAGACAAAGACCAGUAACUCGAUUGAUGAAAUCUCCUGCAAAUUCCUGCUUCACUUGUAAUCGUAAUUUACAAGAACCCUUCUUUUUCUGCUGUCUUUCUUGCAAGGUGGAACAUAUGAUUGCGACACAAGGGAGUGUAAAGAUGAAAGUUUCAGAUCAUAAUAUGCUAGGAUUUUCAGACAUGGACGAGUUUCAAGUUGUAACACCUGACUCAGUACUUGACUCGGCCGGUUCAAUUCCCACAUCGUCCGGUUCAACUUCAAGCAGUGAUCUUCGAACCGCGUUACUUUGCACUGCAACUACUGAGAUUGUCAGGAAAAAACGCAGUAAUUUGUCAGCUCGUCAGGGUUCGAACCGUGAAUCUGUAUGUCCUGAACCGGUUGCUGAUCAUAAUUCUAUGAACCGGAGGAAAAAAGGCGUACCGAACCGGUCUCCUUUAUCUUGAAGAAAAAAAAAGGAAUUUUCUGAAAAAAUGGAAAUAAUUGGUUGGAAUUUAGUGAAGAAUUUUACUAUUUUUAGGUUGAGAGGGAAAUAAUAUUGUUUACUUUAAUUUCCCAAUUUUGUAGAUGAGUUUUUUUUUUUUUUUUGUUAAAAAAAAAGGAAGAAGAAAAUUACUGAUUUGGCCACAAGUAAAGUAAUUGAUUGAGCAGUGUCAGUGUACGUAGGUAAAUCCAAUAGGCAUAGUUAUUAUCCACAGUUGCAAAAGGAUAACAAUUUGACUCAGUCAUCAUUUUUGGAGAAAUUUCUCUAAUUUGAUGAAUUAACCAUAUGUUAGUAGUUAAUUAUAAUCUUUACUCUUAUUAUAUGAUUACUCUCCUUAUUAUGUUUA